Messenger RNA from Thamnophis sirtalis, 2194 nucleotides. RefSeq names its product farnesyltransferase, CAAX box, subunit beta (gene FNTB). The record is from RefSeq and is a predicted model, not a curated record. Gene Ontology annotation, biological process: protein farnesylation. NCBI's taxonomy places the organism in Eukaryota, Metazoa, Chordata, Lepidosauria, Squamata, Natricidae. Gene Ontology annotation, molecular function: protein farnesyltransferase activity. Gene Ontology annotation, cellular component: protein farnesyltransferase complex.
UUGCCUCUCGGUCGGAUUCGGGUAGCCGGAAUUGUUCGUGCGGAUUGAGCCCUUUUCUAAGAGCAUGGCGGCGGCGGAGGCAGAGGCAGAGAUAGCAGUAGCUUCCACCCAUGACGGCGGCACAGAGAGAAGACGCCAUCAGUGUGGUGGGAGCGGCGACGCAUAUCGGGAGCGGCUGGACGACGACGGAGUUCGGACCCUCACUUCGGCGGAGCAGACAAAAGUGGAAGAUAUUGUUCAAGAAGUUUUUGAUGUUUACAAAAGAAAUCAUCACGACACCCAGUAUGUUUUGCAACAAGAGAAACAUUUCCACUACUUGAAGAGAGGACUGAGGCAAUUGACUGAUGCCUAUGAGUGUCUGGAUGCCAGCCGUCCAUGGCUGUGCUAUUGGAUCCUGCAUAGCCUGGAGCUCUUGGGGGAACCAAUCCCAGAUUCAGUAGCAUCAGAUGUGUGCCAAUUCCUGAGCCACUGUCAGAGCCCAAACGGAGGCUUUGGAGGAGGACCAGGCCAACACCCACAUCUUGCUCCAACAUAUGCAGCUGUGAAUGCUCUCUGUAUUAUUGGCACUGAAGAGGCCUACAAUGCUAUCAACAGAGAGAAGCUUCUGGAAUACCUGUAUUCCCUGAAGCAGCCUGAUGGCUCCUUUAUCAUGCACCUAGGAGGUGAAGUUGAUGUCCGAAGUGCCUAUUGUGCUGCAUCCGUAGCUUCCCUUACCAACAUUAUUUCACCAUCUCUCUUUGAAAAAACUGCAGAAUGGAUCGCAAGAUGUCAAAACUGGGAGGGCGGUAUCGGUGGUGUCCCCGGAAUGGAAGCCCAUGGAGGAUACACAUUUUGUGGAUUGGCAGCCUUGGUCAUUCUCAAAAAUGAACAAGUUUUGAAUUUGAAAAGUUUAUUACACUGGGUUACAAGCCGUCAGAUGCGUUUUGAAGGAGGGUUUCAGGGUCGUUGUAACAAGCUGGUGGAUGGCUGCUACUCAUUCUGGCAGGCUGGUUUACUGCCUCUCCUACAUCGAGCUUUGCAUGCCAAAGGUGAUCCCGCUCUCAGUAUGACACACUGGAUGUUUGACCAACAAGCUCUUCAAGAGUAUAUCUUGUUGUGUUGCCAAUGUCCUGCAGGAGGUCUUUUGGAUAAGCCAGGAAAGUCUCGAGAUUUUUACCAUACAUGCUACUGCCUGAGUGGGUUGUCGAUAGCACAGCAUUUUGGCAGUGGAGAUCUUUUACAUGAAGUUGUGCUAGGAGUGCCAGAGAAUCGCUUGCAGCCAACGCAUCCUGUCUACAACAUCUCCCCUGGCAAAGUGAUGCAAGCUGUGAUGCACUUCCUGAAAAAGCCAAUUCCAACUACUAGAGAAGAGACUUUUACUAACUGAGCCUUUUCGCUGCCCUUAGAGAGACUCUGCAGUGUACUGUCCUGAUGUUCAGCGCAAUAAUGCUGCUGCCUAUCGUCUUGGAUGAUGUGGGACUUGAGCCAUGAAGCUAACUUGCUUGGGCUCUACUUUGUGCGUGCGUGUCUGUCUUUUGAGAGAGCUUUGCUAGCCAUACCAAAAAUAUACCAGUUUUUUAAAAGAACGGAAUAGCUGAUUGGCUCUGUGAUGGUGUAUGGUUGGUCAUGCUGGGUGCUCACUUAGGCAGGAAGCUCUCUCAUUAAGGAGCAGCUUUGUUUUUGAAACAAUGCAGCAUGUUACUAUCGUAAGCAUCUGGCAAAGCAGCUCUGUUGUUUCAUUUGCACUAUGCUAAGCAUCAUGGGGGUGGGAGGAUUGGGGGUGAGGUGGGGUGGGGGUGCAGCUUCAUCAUCAGCUGCAUACUGGCUUGGCCAGAGAUGGUACAUUGAUCUCCUGCUCUGGAAAGCAGUUUCUUUAUUUGGCUAUUUACAUUCCCUGAGGAAUUCUAAACAUUUCUAGCCAGGAGAUUAGUUUCCCAGCUAUUGGAUACAUCAAGAGAAAGAAAACCAAGCCAAAUGGUGUAUGCAUAUCCUGAGUAUGUAGUUCUGUAUCACAUGUUGGAGCACGCUGGGGAAGUGUGGUCUUGAACAUUGGUACUUUUUGCCUAGAGCAAAAAGAGGGAGAUAAGGAUGCUUCUGCAAGAUUUUAUUUCCCUUGCAAAUUGCUUGUCCAGGGAUGGGAUUGAUAAUACAAUGAUGUUUAUGCAUUUUAUAAGAUAUAUACAGUAUAUAUAAAUAAAACUAUACAGUACAUUCA